This is a messenger RNA of Cololabis saira (Pacific saury), 2787 nucleotides long. It is a transcript of the gene gbx2, whose product is annotated as gastrulation brain homeobox 2. The record is from RefSeq and is a predicted model, not a curated record. Bases 194 to 1129 code for a protein of 311 amino acids. The transcript has 2 exons. Lineage: Eukaryota; Metazoa; Chordata; Actinopteri; Beloniformes; Belonidae. Gene Ontology annotation, biological process: regulation of nervous system development; regulation of transcription by RNA polymerase II. Gene Ontology annotation, cellular component: nucleus. Gene Ontology annotation, molecular function: DNA-binding transcription factor activity, RNA polymerase II-specific; RNA polymerase II transcription regulatory region sequence-specific DNA binding.
CCCCCCCACGUACUGACAGCACACUCCCGCACCGGCUCCGACCUUCUCUGCCGGGGCUGAUCUGCGGACUCCACCGCCCCCCCGGACCCCGGACCCCCACACCCCCACCGAUGGACCGCUGGUCCGCCGGGGCCCUCGGAAGCUCCGGUUCCCCCAGAGAGGCGGCGGCCCCCGCGGGCCCCCUCCGUCCUUCAUGGUGAUGCAGCGGCCGCUCGGAAGCGCCCCCCCCUUCAGCAUCGACGCCCUGAUCGGGGGGCCCCCGCAGCCCGGCCCGGGGCCCCUGGUGCCCCCCUGGUACCCCAUGUUCGUGCCGUACCGCUCCGUGGUGCUGCCGCCGCCGCCGCCGCUGCAGCAGCUGCCGGCGGGGCCCCCGGGGCCCCUGCAGGGCGGCUUCUGCUCCGGCCUGGCCCAGGGGGGGCUGGCGCUCAUGGCCGCGCUGCCCGGAGGAUUCUCGCCGCCCCGGCAGCACCAGGACCCGGCCAGGAAGUUCGGCGCCGCGGCGCUGCACGCCGAGGACGGGAAGGGCUUCUCGGGGAGGGAGUCGGGGCUGCAGCCCCCCCUGCAGCCCCCCCACGACACGGACACGGCGCUGCAGGCCAACGCAGUCCGGGCCCUGAGAGACGACCACGCCGAGGCCGACGGCUCCCGCCGGGACGACGCCUUCCUGGACAGCGACCUGGACUACAGCUCCGACGACAACCUGCCCCCCGGGGGCCAGAAGGAGGACGGCGACGGCGGCGGGGGGCCGGGCGGGGGCCCCGGGGACGGCGGGCCCGCGCCCGGCCCGGCCGGCGGCGGCUCCGGCUCGGGCGGGGGGAAGAACCGGCGGCGGCGGACGGCCUUCACCAGCGAGCAGCUGCUGGAGCUGGAGAAGGAGUUCCACUGCAAGAAGUACCUGUCGCUGACGGAGCGCUCGCAGAUCGCACACGCGCUCAAGCUCAGCGAGGUGCAGGUCAAGAUCUGGUUCCAGAACCGCCGCGCCAAGUGGAAGCGGGUCAAGGCCGGGAACGUGAGCAGCAAGUCCGGGGAGCCCAACCGGAACCCCAAGAUCGUGGUGCCCAUCCCGGUGCACGUGAGCCGCUUCGCCAUCCGGAGCCAGCACCAGCAGAUGGAGCAGAACCGGCCGUAGCCCCGGACCCGGGGCAGAGCCGGCCCGGCUCCCGGAACUCCUGGCUCGGACUUUCUCAAGAACUGAAACCAGACAGGUGGACCAAACCCGCGUUUAUCUGGUUUGGGAUGUAAAAGCCCAGAACUUUUUUCAACUCUGACGGACUUUUGAUCAAGUGAAGAAAAAAACAAAAGGGACUUUUAUCUGUGAAUGACUGAAGAUCAGAUGUGUGAAUUUAAUUUAUCUGACUGUGAUCAGGUUGGUCGGGUCUCAACGGUCCACUUCAGGAUCCGGGUUAAGAGAAACCUGCAGAGCAGGACGUUAGCGGCUCCCCGAAGGGUCAAAGGUCGGAGGUCAGACCUGCAGACGAGCCGUCGGGGAAACUCCGUUUUAUACUCGUGUCAAAACUAAAAACUCACAGUUUUUAGGAGGAAAGCUCAGAAAUUGUGACCUAAUAAAUAAAUAUUCAGAAUUUCUGAACGUAUACAUUUGAGAGAAAACUCACACUUGGCAUUUAUAGACUUCAAAUUUUGCAAAAUCUGAAAUAAAUGAAAAAAAUUGGCAAGAGAAAAUUAAGAAUUCUUGAAUUCAGACGUCAUUAAAAAAAAACCCAUCAACAUCCAGCGUUGGAUAUCACUUCAGCUUGAAUGGAGACGCUUCUUUUAUUCCUCUAAAUUGCUGAUAUUGAGCUCAGACUUGUAUCUGCGGGGGUUUGGCCCCGGGAGCUUCUGCAGACGGAGCGUUUUCAGAACCAGUCGCGGUUCCAGGUCCGUCGGACGGAUCAGCAACAUCCCAGAUGUUUCAGCUGCAGCUUUAAGCUCUUCAUCAUUUAUAACUGUACUUUAAGUUAUUUAUAAAACCUCAAAAUUAUCAACUAAAGUCACAUCUUGUGAAUAAAAUGAUCAAAAUUACAACAAUGAUGGAACGAGCACCGGCGUGGCGAACGUUUAACGAGCCGCCGUCGUCCGUAAUCAGCUGACGGGUCACUUCAUCAUCUUUUUCCCUUUUCCAUAAUUCACACGACGCUACGAGACGUUUCUGUCGAGCUUUUGGAACCAGAGGACAUUUUAAUAUCUACGAAUAAGGAGAAUAUAUCUGCAGCCUCUUAUUUUACGUUUUUCCUCAGAUAAGAAAUGAGAUUCCAACAGCUGGAGAACAUCUAAACACCAACUAAUCAUAAUCAUUUCAUUUUCUUUUACUUUAUUUUACCCCAUUUGUGUUUUUAUUUAUUUAGGUUUUGAUUCAUUUUGUUAUUUUUUUUCUAAUAAAAGAAUGAGUUGAUAUUUAUAACGACUAACGGCGAGACGUCGUCUCCACAUUAAUGGAUGAAUCUCUGAAACAUUUGAGCAGCUUCCUCCUGUUUCCAGACUCAGGAAACGCCUGAGUCUCACAUGCGUCUCACCUGCGUCUCACCUGUAUCUCACCUGCGUCUCACCUGCGUCUCACCUGCGUCUCACCUGCGUCUCACCUGCGUCUCACCUGCGUCCCUCCCUCGCUGUGGUUUUGGGAAACGCGUUUCCGGUCCGCCCCUCCGUCCUGCAGGGGAGAGGAGGACGGAGACACGUGUAAAUAUAAACUCUUAAGUUAUUUCUGGACAGAUGUGCAGCAGCGGUGGAGUCACUUUUGAAUUAAAGGUGGAAAUGUUUCCUGUUUCCUGCUGCUUCCUCCUGAACACACAC